Racocetra persica is the source of this 144-nucleotide messenger RNA. NCBI's taxonomy places the organism in Eukaryota, Fungi, Glomeromycota, Glomeromycetes, Diversisporales, Gigasporaceae. The record is from the annotation of a GenBank genome assembly.
UUCUUGUCUACAGGAAAUGAUUUUGCUACAAGAUCACAAUGUUGUACGUUGUGGAUUGUUAAUCCUGAAGAAACGCAAACUGUAUUGAUAGAACUAGUAUCUUCAUUAGAAGAAAAGGAAAAGUCCCAAGAGAACCAUUGUUAA